Messenger RNA from Anisakis simplex (herring worm), 2775 nucleotides. Lineage: Eukaryota; Metazoa; Nematoda; Chromadorea; Rhabditida; Anisakidae. The record is from the annotation of a GenBank genome assembly.
AUGUAUAAUAGAAGUAUGAAUGAGGAGUUGUCGAUUCAUCGACAUAGUUUGAAUAAUACUGGUGAUGUUAAUCAGAGUGGAUUGUUAGCAUCACAUGAGAGUACGAUGAAGUGGAAAUUGCGACAAGAGGCUCGAAAUAAAUUGUUGCAGACGGAAGCGCAGAAAAUACCAUCAGAUGAAGAUAUUGACGCGUUCGGUGAUCUCUUGAAAUCGCACUGUCAACGGACGUCAACAGAUGACGUGGAACUGAUCAGAUACGAUGAAUAUCGAAAAGCUAUCGCAGAAGUGCACUCAGAAUUGCUGAGAGCAUUCAUACCGUCGAACCUAUUCAUGAGUCUACUGACGGCCUACAAUGACGACCAGUUCGGUCGUAUACCAGUGCAAGUUGUGAUUGAUUAUUUGCGAUUGAGAAAGGAUAAGAUGAAUAAGAUUAUCACGUUGAAUUAUUACGAUUCGAAUGGAAAAGGAUAUCUGACAGAUGAAGAUUUGAAUGAUUACAUAUCUGAGGAAUAUAUGUCACGUUCACCAGUGAUCACUUUAUUGGAGAUGGAAACGGCGUUGUGGGAUGAGAAUUGUAUUGCUGCUGCUGCUAAUGCUGAGGGGGAGAGUAAACGGCAGCGGGAUGAUUCGAGUGAGGAUAAAAGCGAUAAAGGGAAUGAUAAAAGUGAUGAUAAGGAUGGUGGUAGUGAGAGCGAUGAAGCAAAAGUGAUUGUAUCGCUCGGUAGUGCUGUCUCAGAACAAACCACUUCGAAUUGUGAUAAAAUUGCAAUUGGAUUUUUUGAUUGGAGGUUCUCGAAAGGAAACUUUCACCGUGUAGCCGAAUUGUAUGUGCAGUUGGAUGGUGAUGGAAAUGGUCUGUUGGAUGCGAGUGAGCUGGCUGACUUCAGACGUAUCACAAACACUUUCAUCAACAGGUUGAUUUCAGUUUUUGUGAAGUUUAUGAAUGUGGUUAGUGUUGACAUUGUUAAUCAAAUAUUCCAAGUGACGCAGACAUAUGAGAAGGAUCCGCCGAAAAUUGAUUUGCGUGUCUUCAUUGACUUCUUAUUGGGCAUCGAGAAUAGAUCGGAUCCCGCGUCGAUAGUGUACCAUUUUCGGGUGUUGGAUUUGAACGGAGAUGGUUACUUGGAUGCAUUUGAGUUGAAGUAUUUCUACGAUGACAUGGCAGUGUUAUCAGAGCAGUGUUAUGGAGUUGAUAGCGAAAUGCAGUUUGCGUUGCCGUUGUUUGAGGAUAUUAAAGACGAGAUCUUUGAUAUGGUAAAACCGAAGGAUCCGUUAAGGAUAUCAUUAGAAGAGCUGUUGGCGUGCGGUCAAGGUGGCACAAUCUGUGGUAUGAUCACAGAUUUAGAUUGUUUGCUCGAAUAUGAAAACAGAGAAGAUCCAGGAAGAUUACAGGAGGACUUAAAAUUGCGUGUUGAGGAAGACGGUAAAAUGAUGGAGGAUCGACGUGACAGCGCUGAGAAAUUGAAGGAUGCCAAUGAGAUGAUGGAAUUUCACAAGAGAUUAGUUGAAGCAACGGAGAAAUUGCAACAGCAAAAACUGAAUGAAAAUCCAUUGGAAAAGACGAACGCAACAGAGGUGGUUGAUAACGAUAAUGAUAGAGAUGAAUCAGAAGUUAUUGCUCGGAAUGAAAAUGACUUCGAAAAUGAUGAAAAUUCAGUGGCAAAAGAAGGAGAAGGGGAAGAGCGGCCAGUCUGGGAAUUACCAGUGGUUGAGUAUCAGAAACCAUUGAAAAAGGAUCCAGAACGGGUGCUGUACGUGAUGAAACAUAUGCGUUCGAUGACAUUGGCUGAGAUGAGACGAUAUCUGAAAGAGGAUCAUAUUGAUUCACGUGGAACACGAGCCCAAUUGAUGGCUCGAUUGCGGAAGUAUUAUCGUAGAGAUUUUGCGAUUAUAAAAAGUGAUGAACCGAUGCGCAAUAGAACGGAACGAUAUUAUGAUUAUUUCGUGGUGAUGGAUUUUGAGUGCACUUGUGAAGAUGAAGUGUAUGAAUAUGAGCAUGAAAUUAUCGAAUUUCCAGCUGUACUGGUGGAUGUACGCAAUAGACGAGUUGUGGACACGUUCAGAUCGCACGUGCGACCAACGCUAAAUCCGAUACUGAGUGAAUUUUGCACUAAGUUAACGGGUAUAACGCAAGAAAUGGUCGAUAACGCAUUGCCUUUCACGGAUGUUUUAGUGUCGUUUCGGAUGUGGAUGCAAUCGCAUAGACUAGGACAGGAGAACGCUCGAUAUGCGUUUGUUACUGAUGGACCAUGGGAUAUUGCGAAAUUUUUUCAAAUGCAGUGCUUACAGGUUGGCUUUGAUUGUUAUUGCUUUGAUUUGUUGAUACAAUUCAUAUGUGGAAUGUUAUCGACGUUGGGUAUGACUUUUGAGGGACGUGAACAUUGCGGAUUGGACGAUUCGAAGAAUAUCGCUCGUAUUGUCAUUCGAAUGCUUGAGGAUCGCUCUGAACUGAGGGUCAAUGAGAAACUGGCUCGAGGACGAGACGAUUCUAAUAAGCGGCAAGCCACCGGCAGAAAUUCGUCGAUGAGCAAUCAGAGCAAGCAUCAAAAUGCGGAUACUGCUGAAAGGAGAUGUAAGAGCGCAAGCUUAAGCCAAGGCCAGCAGAACGUUGGUGAAAUCAAUGAAAACUUGGGCGAAAGCAAACGAGCAGAUCAAACAGAACAGAGACAACGUUGGCGUGAUACACUGCCGUUGAAAGUGCAUUCGGUUUGCAAGGAUGCAUUCAUCAGUGGUGAAUAUUUGGAUUGUGAUACGUGUGAUGAGGCAUUCGAUUGA